Messenger RNA from Rhinolophus ferrumequinum (greater horseshoe bat), 3562 nucleotides. RefSeq names its product adhesion molecule with Ig like domain 3 (gene AMIGO3). The transcript has a single exon. Gene Ontology annotation, molecular function: protein binding. Lineage: Eukaryota; Metazoa; Chordata; Mammalia; Chiroptera; Rhinolophidae. Gene Ontology annotation, biological process: brain development. The record is from RefSeq and is a predicted model, not a curated record. Bases 727 to 2262 code for a protein of 511 amino acids.
GGGAGAGGGUGCAAGAGUAGUCAGGAGGCUGGGGCCUGUGUGAGAGCAGUUAUCUAUGACAAGGGUGGGGGUGGUGUGACAAUGUAGCCCACCCCAUGUCCCUGCUUCUCACACACCCCUCCCCAAAAUCCUAGACCCCAGGAAGAACCCACACAGCCCGGGUACCAGGUUAGGGGGACUCGAGGCACCACCAGAAAAUAGUCCAUCUGCCUCCUAAUAUACAUUAACCCUUCAAAGAAACCAGCUUAAAGGUGUGCUUCCCAGGCUUCACCUGUUACUGUUUAGGGAGAUGGGCGCCGCGAAAGCCGCCGACCAAGCGAAGGGUGGGGCAUUGGGACCAGAUUCACUUCCCCCUCUGGCGGCCACGGUGGCCCUUGAUCGCCAGGGUCGCGGCUGCCCCGCCCCUUCCAGCAGGAGCCAAUUGGAGCCUGACGCUCCACCCCCCGAAAAACCGCCCGCCUCGAGAGUAUUUAGAAGCUGAGUGACCGGGAGAGCACUCGGAGAGCUGGGGAAGCCCGAGGAGGGAGUGUUGAGUGGACAGCGGCCCCAGCUCACAACCUGGAACCCGGGAGCUGGAGCAGCGGGCGUGCGGGGCGGAGGCCGCAUCCUGCCUUCCCGGCCAUUGGCCAUUCAGCGCCACGCACGUCGAACCAGAGCAGAAGGGGGCGAGUCCCGGAGUAGUACCCCGCACGGAGCUUCCCGGUCCCACCCCGGGUGGUCGCCGCCAUGGCCUGGCUGAUGCGGCUUGGCGCACUGUUGUGCACGCUGCGCGUCGGAUUAGGUAGCCUGGACCCCGGAGUCUCUGUGCCCUCGGCGUCCCAUAACUGCCCCCAGGAAUGUGUCUGCGCGGCCGACCUGCUAAGCUGCGUAGGCCUUGGGCUGCAGGAUGUACCGGCCACAUUACCUGCCGCUGCGGCCGCGGCCGAGCUCGACCUGAGCCACAACGCGCUCCAGCGCCUGCACCCCGGCUGGCUGACGCCCCUCUCCCGGCUGCGCGCCCUGCGCCUAGGUCAUAACGAGCUGAAGGCGCUGGGUCGCGGAGUCUUCACCAAUGCCAGCGGCCUGCGGCUGCUCGAUUUAUCAUCGAACGGGCUGCGGGUGCUUGGCCGCCACGACCUCGACGGGCUGGCGGCGCUCGAGAGGCUGUUUCUGUUCAAUAACCGCCUGGCGCACUUGGACCAGCAUGCCUUCCAGGGCCUGAGCGCACUCCACCGGCUCUACCUGGGCUGCAACGAACUCGCGUCCUUCUCUUUCGACCACCUGCACGGUCUGGGCGUGACCCAUCUGCGUACCCUGGACCUCUCCUCCAACCGCCUGGGACGCAUCCCCGUAACUGACCUGGCCGCGCUGCCGGCCUUUCUCAAGAACGGCCUUUACUUGCACAACAACCCGUUGCCCUGCGAUUGCCGCCUCUACCAUCUGCUGCAGCGCUGGCACCAGCGGGGACUAAGCGCUGUGACAGACUUCGCGCGGGAGUACAUUUGCCUGGCUUUCAAGGUACCCACGUCCCGCGUGCGCUUCUUUGAGCACAGUCGGGUCUUCGAGAACUGCUCGGAGACCCUAGCUCGGGCGAGCCUGGAGCAACCUGAAGAGCAGCUGCAUGUGCAGGUGGGUCGGUCCCUGAGGCUACACUGCAACACCAGUGCCCCCGCCAUGCACGUGGCCUGGGUGUCCCCACAGGAGGAGCUGCUGGUGGCACCAGGAUCCCGCAAUGGCAGCAUUGCAGUGCUGGCUGAUGGCAGCUUGGCCAUCGGCAACGUGCAGCCAUGGCAUCAGGGUGUCUUUGUGUGCCUGGCCACCGGCCCCCGCCUGCAUCACAACCAGACGCAUGAGUACAACGUGAGUGUGCACUUCCCGCACCCUGAGCCCGAGGCCUUCAACACGAGCUACACCACGCUGUUGGGCUGCGCCGUGGGCCUGGUCCUGGUGCUGCUCUACCUGUUUGCACCACCCUGUCCCGGCUGCCACCGCUGCUGCCACCGCACCUGCCGCUGCCGCCGCUGGCCCCGAGCAUCCAGCCCACUCCAGGAGCUGAGCGCACAGUCCUCGGUACUCAGCACCACGCCACCCGACGCACCCAGCCGCAAGGCCAGUGUCCACAAGCAUGUGGUCUUUCUGGAGCCAGGCAGGAGGGGCCUCAAUGGUCGUGUGCAGCUGGCGGUGGCCGAGGACUUUGAUCUCUACAACCCCAUGGGCCUGCGGCUCAAGGCUGGCUCCGAGUCCACUAGCUCCACGGUCUCUGAGGGGCCGGUGAUAACUUAGGCUGCCCAGCCGCCCCCCCCCCCCCCGGCUCCUGGGGCCGCCCGCCUGCCUGCUGCUUGCCCUGCUGCCCACUGCCGCGCACAGUACUGCCAGAUCCUGGUGUGAAGCGCUGGGCUUGUCCUCCAGCCUCCUGCGUGGGCCUCCACCUACACACACUCGCUGGUAGAGGGGUGGGGACCCCGACCCCUCUCCUCCGCCUCAGCAACAGGCCUGCCUGUGCCACAUUUCCCUGGCACCUCCUGGUACCCGAAUGUCCCAUGAGGACCAGCAGUGAGGCCCAUCUGGAAGAGCACUUGCAUUAGAGCCCAGGUCCACCCUCAGGGGCCGAGGCAGUUACCAAGGCACGGUGGUGAAGAAGUGAAGCAUAACCCAAGGGGACAGGAAGGGGGAGGGCUCCAAAAAAAGACCUGCCCCCCCACCCCCAGGGUGGAAGAAGGAAAUUGGCCCUCUGAUGAAAUGAGACUCCACGCACGAACAUCCAACCCACUUUCGGCUUCACAACUCCAUUCAGAGUCUGGUGGCAGGCGUGAGGAAGUUAAGGGACCCAGCCAGAGUGGCCCUACUUCCUCUGUGGGUAGCAGCAUUCACAGGCCACUCUGAGGGCAGAGCCUCUCCCAUGGACUCCUGAGACAGCAGGGAGGGGCACUGUGGUCCUGCGCCCCCAGCAUUUCAGCAGUGAAGAUCCUGCUGAGCACGGCCAAGAUGGGAGGGCAGAACUGCAAGCCGUUGUCCCUCGGGGAUACAAGCCUCUUAAGGGCUGGCACUAGGCUCGGCCUAAUGGCUGAGGCAGCGCCUUGGCUCUAUGUGGAUCUCAGCCAUCCCACUGCAGGGAGGCAGAGUAGGGGGGCUGGGCACACCUCCUGUAUGGGGGCUGAGCUGGGGACCCCCACGAGUGUCCCGGAUCCAGCUGUCAUGGAGUUUCUUAAUAAAGGUAGGACAUGCUUGUUGCCAGAGCCUUUGCAGACACAAGUGGUAGUGUGUGUGCUCAGCUCUUGAUCCCAGCGGUGCUGUCCUGGCCAUUGCAGGAGCACACCCCGCCCCUACCAUGGAGUCUUGUUUCCCUGCCCCUGCCUGAGGCUCUGACUGGGGGCCGAGACACCCCAAUCUGCUGGAGGCUCCCUUGUUCCUACUCACAGCUGCUGCUACUGACACCUGAGUUCAGAUGUAACCACCUGCUCUCCCUCUCAAAACCUGAUACUGAGGUCCAUUUUAGAGAUAAGGAAACUGAGCUGCAGGGAGGCCCUGCCCAGCAGCCUCCCCGUCAGACACACCCAACUCCCAGGGGCCCACAGUCCCUAAC